This is a messenger RNA of Haemonchus placei, 1248 nucleotides long. The record is from the annotation of a GenBank genome assembly. Lineage: Eukaryota; Metazoa; Nematoda; Chromadorea; Rhabditida; Trichostrongylidae.
ACUUUUAGUCUAACUUCAACCCUACCUCUCGUCGCCGAUCACCAAUACGAUAAGCGAACUUCUGACCAUGAACACUGUGCAAUUGAGCAAUCGCAAGUGCUGACACAUUUUCCAUCAAGAAUCCCACCAUCGGAUAAUCAGAUGGAGUUGUUGGAAUUACCGUAAUGAUUAUUUCACUGCGAGAUCUUACUUCGUUACCACAUAACACCUCAGCAACCAGUGCGUAGCGAGGUUUUCUGAGAUGCCCACAGAGAGCCAAUGUGCUGCCCACUGGGAAGCAGAAUGUCUUUCCUCGGUCAUCGCUGACAAAUGCCAAGUAGCAAUCGUUAGGUACAGACAUUUGAAAGUCGUGGAUUGUGGUGUUCACUGGAGCCAUGUCGGAAACGUUGAAAGCAUAGGUGGUUUUAGAAAAUACUGGAGGUGGAGCCAUAUUAGAUGAGAUUAGUUGCAAUUUGGAGCUCUUUAAAACUCUUCCAAAUUGCGAUUUGGCGUAAACUACAGUUUCAUCAUCAGUGAUUCCUCGUUCAACACUGACUUUAAGGUCAUUCGCAUCAACGAUUAGCUGAUCACUUCUCUUGGCCAAGAAAAUUGUGGUUCCAUAAGAUGACACAAUGGUUCCUUUCACAGCACUUUCGCUCAUAGUUACGUUUUCAUCAUGAAUGUUCGGGCUCUUCGGUAGCAUGUCAAGCAACACCACUUUGACGGUUAUCUGUUGGCUCUUGUCGCUGACUGUCCAUUGAAUGAAUGAUGGAACAUCGUCGGAUACGUGAAUACAGCUGUCGGUGGUGAUGAUUUCUACAGGAGCUGAGACAGAGGAUAUGAGAACUUCUUUCGGAGUGUCAAUGUCCGUGAUGAUAGGGCAAAAUGUAGCCUCAGUGUUCGUUACCGCAUAAAUCAGCUCAGCAUCUUCGAUUGCCGGUGGAUUAUCAUCAACGUCCAGAAGGUCAAUAACAAUUUGUGCACUGGCCCUUUGCGGUAUCUGUCCACGAUCCGUAGCAAUCACAUUGAAGAUGUACCGCCUCUGUGCCUCAUAGUCCAGUGGCCCAGAAAUCACAAGAGUUCCAUUUGGAAAUAUUUUGAACGGCAAUUCAUCAGCUUCUAUGCGGUAAAGUAGCUUCCCCGCAAGACCUGGAUCACAAUCCUCUGCAUAGACAACGCCCACCAUGUCACCAUGUUCGACAUCCUCCGAGACAGCAAAAUGGAAGAUUUUCUUUUCAAAAAUUGGUGGAUUGGGAUUGCCCUGGCUAA